GCUGCUCCAUCGUCAAUGUAACAAACACAUACCGCAAAAUACAUGUGUGUACACGUGAUGGAGGGUUGGCAUUGUACUCUAACCUUGAUGAAGUAAUUUAGAAAAGUCGCGAGAAUAACAUAAGUAAUGGCGUAAUUUCUGUAUAGCAGAAUCACUGAAGCAACAUCAUAUUUGACUCUACUGAAAACACCUACUUCAUACCAUGGACCCUAUUCACAAGGCUAAACUCAAACGAAACUAUGUACAAAUUGUUAAUGAUCUCGAACCUAAAGAUGUUGUGGACGAUUUAUACCAGGAUGGAAUACUAACAGACAAUGAUUGUGAACGUGUGACAAAUUCAAACAAAACACGAAAGGAGAGAUGUGAGAACUUGAUUUCUGUUCUGACGAAGAGAGGUCCUCUUGCCUUUGAGUCAUUCCUUGGUGCUAUUCGGUGCUCGAAGUAUAGUCAUAUUGCAGACCUUAUCAUUCCAGACGUAACAGCAACUGACUCUGUUCCUUGUGGAAAAAAUGGUGAAAACACAUCUAAUUCAAAUGACGCAUGUGAAGAGUGUUCACCUUAUUUUCCUGUCAGCUUUCUGAAUCCAGAUAUUGAAGAUAUCUUGAAGCGACAUUGCUGUCUCAUUUUACAAAAUGUUGAACCAAAAGACCUUUUACCUUAUAGUUACCAAGAGGACAUAUUCAGUGAAGACGAAUGCGACCGAAUAAAGACAGGAGAAACUCGAAAAGACAGAUGUGCUUUAUAUCUAAAGGAAUUGUCCAAAAGUAGAAAAGACAAGCUUAUUAUAUUGCUGAAAGCGUCUUUGCAAAAGAAAUAUCAAUAUAUUGUUGAAAGGAUUCAACAACCAUUUGUUAGUGCGAAAUCAUGUACCGAAACAGAUUCAGUGCCUAUCAGUAUAACGCCACGCUGUAGGAUAAAUGAGUCGUCUAUAGAAAGGUCAACUGUACUAAACCAAACAGACCCUUGUACACGAUACAAAAAAUACUACGUUAACACUGAUUCAUCUACAUCACAAUUGAAACAGAGAGAAGAUUAUUUCUCUCAAACACUUAAGUUGGAAGAGGACCGUGAUGUAAAUUGUACAAAGCAAAAACACACCAAACUUGUGAAUUGUACAAACGCAUAUGAAGUAAAAAUUGACAACUGUCCAUCCACAAAGAGGACAAGGCGUGAUAUUACUCCAGAGGAAGGCCAACUUGUGACUGUCUCUGGUACAACGGAAAUUGUUCCAUUUCUGAUGUCACCAGGGGCAUCAAAACCAGAUACUCUUCCAAAUAAACGUUUAGAUGUUGCUUUUAACACAUUGGUUUCUAUGAUGAACAGAGGGUUAUUUGACCAGUUUAACGGGUUGACAACUCGACUUCGCCGUCGAUAUAGAACAGACUUCGAUAUGAAAUGUGUUUUAGGAUAUUUGCAAGCCAAUUUGGAGCUGCAUAAAUCAAACUUUGACGGUGCAAAAAAGCAUAUCGAGUCAGCCCUUACGAUCUGUGGUAAAACAACUAAUACACGAUACUUUACGCUCGAGCUCCUAGGUACAAAGGCACGAAUGCUUCUGUAUCAAAAGAAGUUUGAAACCCUGCAAGAUGUUGUGGAUGCUGCAAAAAUGAUAAUAGAGACAGAUGUAGUUGCGUCUAGUGGACGGGCUGCCGGCUGGCUUCACGUACAGGAAGGGCGCUUGAUGGCAGCUCAGAUUGAUCUACUCAAUCCAACGCGAGUAAAUUUUAUCGGAGCUCAUGGCUAUCUGCAUGACAGAGCAAAGGCCAGUUUUGAAAAAGCGCUUGCCAAUUUUCAAGAAGACAAAAGUGAAUAUGGGCCUGUUGGAUUUGUGUAUACAAUGUGUCGCCUCAUCAUCUUACUUCUACAAUGUGGAGAGAAUGGUCUUACCAUGGACAUUUUACAGCCAGAUCCAACCGUUGUAGACAUGGCUGGUAAGUACUUGCUUCAUGUUUCCGGGACUGAUGUAACAUCCAGGAGAGUUUUGAGUAUGCACUACCACAUUGCAAACUGUGACUAUCAUUUCCGGGUUGGAAAUAUAAAUAAGGCGUUUGAAUGUGCUGAAACUGCGCACGAUUUGGCUACUCUACUCGACAUGAAUGAAUUUAUGGUGCAUGCACACAACAGGCUUGCUUUUCUCAGUGUAAAGGUACCACCAUCUUGUGGAGAAAUCAACGAAGCGGAUCUUUUUGAUAUACUGUUUGGGAGUGAUUCAUGUCCGGACACAUCAAAUAUUGACGACGAGACCUCUGGCUUAGACGUAACCUAAGAAUGUUUUUGUCGUCUUAAAAUGUCAAAAACAGUAAGGUUCGAAUGAACGUUGGUAAUUCAAAUCAGAAUCAAGGAAAACAUUAUUAAAUAAUCAGAAAUACAAUGGCACUAGCAAUGCCUGAUCCUUUUAGAAACUUUCUAAGUUUAUUUUUACGAAUAAUUGAAUCUUACGAUAUAGAUAUGAUAUCUCCUUUUAGUCACGACCGUAUUAGUUAUAGCAAUUAUAAAGGAAUACUAAUAUUAUAUAAAGAUUAUUAAAAAAUUACCUGUUAUAUGAACAUUCAAUAAAAGACAAGACCAAAGUAAUUAAAAAAAAAAAAAAAAACCAUCAGAAAACAAAACAUAUUAGUAAAUAUCUAUUCAGUAAUUGUACAUGCAUUUUAUUUAGGUUUGGAUACGAGAAAACAAUAUAUAAAUUAAUUUGUUUGGCCCUUGCACUAUUCUAGCUCUAAAAUGAAUGGAAAAUAUUUCUCGAAGAACAUACAUUUGUAUCUUGAUGAAUAUGAUUUUGGACAUCCUUUUCAAAUAGGAUUAAGAAUGGUGAAUUCUGUAAGCUUAUAGGUUUUGCGUAAAAAAGGAUUUUUAUGCAGAAUUGUAACGAUGAGAAAUAGUCUAUAGAAAAGUCCCAUUGAUAUUUUUUUUUAAAUGUCAUAAAACAUAAUUUUAUAGGCAAUGUGUACACUUCAAGAUUUUCAAUGUUUAAUUUAGUCGUGUCGCAUAUUCAUAGAUACCCAUGCAGCAGGUCAAUACAUAAUGUAUUUAUACCACUAAUGUAUGCGACACUCAGGGUUAAGUAAGACACAGACAGCUAUACAUUUAUCAGUGUUUCAGAAAUUGUAGUUUUUAUUACUCACGUAAAAUGUUAAGUCACAGCUACAUCCCCACAGAGCAGCUGACAUCAUCCGAAUGUGUAACGGGUACACGAACAAUACACCAAGUGGUUGAACCAAAUCUACUUCUAUUGUUCACAAUAAACUGUAUAUGUAAAUAUAGCAGACCAUCCGUUUGUUUUGAGCGAGAAGUUAAUAAAACAUGAUGAUAUGUUAUCCUGGUUGUUAUUGUUAAUAGAACAACAAUGUCUUAUUGGCCCGACUUGUUCUGACACCGAAUUACAAGACACUGUAAUGUAGAUAUAGUGUCAUACUAUACCUAUGAAUUUAAAUAAUGUCAUACUGUAUCUAUAUACCCAAAUAAGGGCAUACAAUGUACCGUAUCUACACAUUUGAUUAACUUUAUACCAUAUAUAGAGGAACUUACUUGAGUGUCCAUGUCAUUUUGAAUUUAUUAAAGGAGUUCAAUAAUUUCAUAUGGCACGAGCCUUUCGGCGAGUGUCAUUAUACAAUUAUGGA
This is a messenger RNA of Mizuhopecten yessoensis (Yesso scallop), 3614 nucleotides long. RefSeq lists its product as uncharacterized. The coding region runs from base 203 to 2263 and encodes 686 amino acids. The transcript has 2 exons. NCBI's taxonomy places the organism in Eukaryota, Metazoa, Mollusca, Bivalvia, Pectinida, Pectinidae. Gene Ontology annotation, molecular function: protease binding; death domain binding. The record is from RefSeq and is a predicted model, not a curated record. Gene Ontology annotation, biological process: regulation of apoptotic process.